This is a messenger RNA of Zychaea mexicana, 1014 nucleotides long. RefSeq names its product chlorophyll synthesis pathway, bchC. The transcript is spliced from 2 exons. Bases 1 to 1014 code for a protein of 337 amino acids. The record is from RefSeq and is a predicted model, not a curated record. NCBI's taxonomy places the organism in Eukaryota, Fungi, Mucoromycota, Mucoromycetes, Mucorales, Lichtheimiaceae.
AUGAAGGUUGCUAUUUGGGAGUCCAAGGGCAAGAUCGAUAUGGUUGACAGAAAGGUACCUGCGAUGGCUCCUGGUGAAGUGCUGAUCCGAGUGACAUCCUCUGGCUUAUGUGGAACGGAUCUCCAUAUUUGCCAUGGUGAGACCCCACACGCCACACCUCAAGUGACCAUCGGCCACGAAUUUGCUGGAUAUGUUGAAUCAAUCCACCCGGAAACCAAGACCUCUCUGACCGUCGGCCAUCUUGUUGCCAUCGAUCCCAACUGUCCAUGCCACGCAUGCACUUUUUGCCGCAACAAGAAAUACCACCUGUGCCCAUUCCUUUCGUGCAUCGGCGUCAGCGUGAACGGUGGUAUGGCCAAGUACGUUGCCGUCCCUGCUGCUGCUGCCUUUGCCGUUCCUUCCACAGUCAGCCCCGAGCUUGCCAGUUUGGCCGAACCUCUCUCGUGUGUCGUGCAUGCCGUGGACACGGGCUCGAUCAAGAGCGGCGACCGGGUAUUGAUUAUGGGCGCGGGUCCCAUCGGAUUGAUGGCCUUGGGUCUGUGCUCCACCGGCGGUGCUUCUGUCACUGUAGUCGAACCAAGCGACAUGCGACGCCAAAAGGCGCUUGAGUUCGGUGCUGCCAAAGCGAUCAAGCCCGAAGAUCUCAAGGUUGGCGAUCCAUGCAUGGGUCAUGGCUAUGAUGUUGUGUUCGAAUGUGUUGGACGCCCGGAAACGAUGGAAUCAGCAGUGAACUGUGCUAAAGCGGGAGGCACCGUUGUGUGGGUUGGCGUUGCGAAACCGGGUGUCACGGUGCCAGUAUCGCCUUUUGAUGUUUAUCGCCGUGAGCUGACCAUCAAGUCAACGUACACAAAUCCUUUUGGUAUGGAGCGUGCAGUCAAAAUUUUGGCUGAAGGCAAGGUCAACUGGAGCGCAUUGAUCUCCCAUACGUUUACUUUGGACGAGUUCGACAAGGCGUGGGAGGUGUUCACUUCUGGUACAGGCUUGAAGGUCUGCGUUCGACCUUCUCUAGAGUAA